Messenger RNA from Penicillium canariense, 852 nucleotides. Its product is annotated as DUF3632 domain-containing protein. The transcript has 3 exons. The record is from RefSeq and is a predicted model, not a curated record. The coding region runs from base 1 to 852 and encodes 283 amino acids. NCBI's taxonomy places the organism in Eukaryota, Fungi, Ascomycota, Eurotiomycetes, Eurotiales, Aspergillaceae.
AUGGGGCUUCAUCUUUCUCAGCUAUGUCGAACAUCCCAUGGAAAGGAUCGAUCCAACAAACAACCGCCGUCGGAUCCAGAAUGCACGCAGGAGAAAGUAUUUGGAGUAUUGAGGGACUUCUUGGAGCCCAAAAGCCCGCUACCCCUCGACCUGGCUGUAGAGUCUCUCUUGAAGCUCUUGCCCACCGAUGCCCCCGAUUCCGAAGAGAUCUGGAGAUUUGGCGAAGACUGCUUUGAGCUUGCCGAAAUGUCCUCCUUCAAAACCUCGUCUCACUCAAGAUUGGCUCAGUUGCUGGAAGCUCUUGGUCUUUCAAGUCACUUCACGUUCCUUAGUGCAGAGAACGGCAGGAUUUGGCGAUUUGAUCUCCUCAAAUAUUCCAUGAAAGACUUUUGUGCUGGCCCUGACGGCGGAAAACCCGAGAGAUACGUCAACUACAAUUCGUUUUUGGCUCACUUAUAUGAGCAUCGAAUUUUUCCCACUGACCCUACUUAUGCCGUGUGGGCAAUGCGUGCUGCGUUUGAAGACGAAAGGAGCGAUGAAGAGAAAGCAGUUCGCAGCGCGUGGAUUCUGGGCGCAGCCCAAUGGAUUCUAUGGAAUGGGCAAAGCAUAUUCAACCUCAUUCUAGAGCCAGCUCUCUAUGAUGUGACAUACGAGACGUGGCCUGAUCGAGCGGCUUGGGAUGCUGGAUGUCUUUAUAAUGGCACCGCUGGCCUUUCUCUUGAACGAUGGCAGUUCUGGAAACGCCGGUUUGGAGAAGUAUCCCAGGAUUCGGAGGUCACUGAUGAGUGCAAGGAAGUGUCUACCAGAGCUAUGGCGAUAAUGGAUUUAUUUGAGAAGAAUAUGGUUUUUUAG